AGAUGGUCUAAGCCGUCGAAAUGAUGUGCUUGAAAAUUAAACUCAUUGACCCAAUUUCUUGCCUACUCGCAUCUAUAGCUUAUAUAAGGCUCUCCUUCAUGUAUCUUUCACAACCCAACGAAGUACAGACACUUUCGCUUCACUGUUUGAGAAUCUCGUUUUCUUGGUUCCAAAUCACAAGCUUUUCAGCAAUUCUAGGAUCGCCAUGGAGAUGUCACCAUUUAGACAAGUCACAACAGAGGAAACAAGGUCAAGGAAAACCAGAAGAGCGUGGAAGUUGAAGCUUAAUAUCACUUGGCAUGCUAUCAAGAAGGCAGUAAGUUACAACGUCAAGAAACGUCUCCACCUGCAUCUUCAUUUAAGCUGUGCAAGAAGCAUGAGACGGCUUUCCACUAACCAAACCCAUCAGGAACUAGCUGUGAAGCCACAUCAAGCUUCCAAACCAAAGCAAAAGGCUAGAAAUCCCAGCAAAACACUAGCAUCCCUCCUCCAUGUGCCAUAUACAGCUUUGGAUUUUGUAGACCGAGGAGAUCACAUGACUCCUACACUAUCUCCCAAGCAGAGUAUAUCAGCAGUGUGGAAAGAAAUCCAUGGCUCAAGCAAUUGGGAGACCCUUCUUGACCCUUUCCACCCGAGUCUUCGACGAGAAAUUCUCAAAUAUGGAGAAUUUGCUCAGGGCACAUAUGAUGCCUUCGACUUUGAUCCUUUAUCAGAUUUUUGUGGGAGUUGCAGGUAUAACCGGCGUAAAUUUUUUGAAACAUUAGGCCUCACAAAGCAUGGUUACAAGGUGAAAAAGUACAUUUAUGCCUUGUCCCAUGUAGAUGUGCCUGAGUGGUUAAAGAGGUCAUACGCUACGUGGAGCAAAGAUUCCAACUGGAUGGGUUAUGUUGCUGUAAGCAGAAGAGAAGAAUCACAGAGAAUCGGCCGGAGAGACAUAAUGGUCGCAUGGCGAGGCACUGUGUCACCAUCAGAGUGGUUCAAAGACCUCACCACAAGUCUAGAACAUAUUGACAACACAAAUGUUAAAGUUCAAGAAGGGUUCCUCAGUGUUUACAAAUCCAAGGAUGAGUUGACAAGGUAUAAUAAGUUAAGUGCCUCUGAGCAGGUUAUGCAAGAAGUGAUGAGACUAGUGAAUUUUUAUAGAGGAAAGGGUGAAGAGGUUAGCUUGACAGUUACAGGGCAUAGCUUAGGAGGUGCAUUGGCACUCCUCAAUGCUUAUGAGGCUGCAACUGCCAUUCCUGAUCUAUUUGUUAGCGUCAUUUCUUUUGGCGCACCAAGGGUUGGAAACAUCGCCUUCAAGGAGAAGCUCAACGAAUUAGGAGUCAAGACCUUACGUGUUGUAGUUAAGCAAGAUAUAGUCCCAAAACUACCAGGCCUGUUGAACAAAAUGCUUAACAAGUUUCAUGGACUCACCGGGAAGUUGAAUUGGGUUUAUAGGCAUGUAGGAACUCAAUUGAAGCUUGAUGCAUUUAUGUCACCCUACUUGAAGCCUGAAUCUGACUUGUCAGGGUCUCAUAAUCUGGAGCUGUAUCUUCACCUGAUAGAUGGAUUUUUUAGCAAGAAAUCCAAGUAUCGAUGGAAUGCUAGGAGAGAUUUGGCAUUGGUGAACAAGGGUAGUGACAUGUUGAUAGAGGAUCUGAAAAUACCAGAGUUCUGGUACCAGUUUCCUUACAAGGGGCUCGUGUUGAACCAAUACGGUAGAUGGGUUAAACCUGGCAGGCUGCCUGAAGAUAUCCCUUCUCCACUGAGUAUCGAUACACCACCGAAACAUGGUCGCCAAUCUUAGAUUACGUUGCACAGUUCCCAGUUUUCGUUUAAUGUUAAGGCUUCAAAUUUGUUGAUUUUUUUGAUUCGUCUCCAAGAAGGAGUAGCUGAUUUGAUUUAUUCUCUGCAUCUCAAGUCCUUUUUUCAUUUCUUACUGGAAACAUAGUGAUAGUGUUGUUAUGUUUCUCUCUUGUACCUAGUAAUCAUGAUUUGGAAUUUGGCUCGGCAUUUUUGGCUGUC
This is a messenger RNA of Populus trichocarpa (black cottonwood), 2004 nucleotides long. RefSeq names its product phospholipase A1-Igamma1, chloroplastic. The record is from RefSeq and is a predicted model, not a curated record. Gene Ontology annotation, biological process: lipid metabolic process. NCBI's taxonomy places the organism in Eukaryota, Viridiplantae, Streptophyta, Magnoliopsida, Malpighiales, Salicaceae. Gene Ontology annotation, molecular function: glycerophospholipase activity. The transcript has a single exon. The coding region runs from base 206 to 1786 and encodes 526 amino acids.